Messenger RNA from Lactuca virosa, 222 nucleotides. NCBI's taxonomy places the organism in Eukaryota, Viridiplantae, Streptophyta, Magnoliopsida, Asterales, Asteraceae. The record is from the annotation of a GenBank genome assembly.
AUGGCAAUUCAUAAAGCUGCAAUUGAUCCUGAAUACACUGUGAAAAGCUUCACCAAAAUGGCAAAAAUAAAGCUGGAAUUUAUACUCCUAGGAAAUGCAUUCUGGGUUUUUAUAAGAACAGAAACCCUAACUUCUUUUCUCAUUAUCUUCAUCCCUUCCUCAAUCCUCACUCACCAGUCGCCGCAGCAUUCUUUUGCUCCAAGCAUUGUACUUUAUAGCUAG